Klebsormidium nitens is the source of this 219-nucleotide messenger RNA. NCBI's taxonomy places the organism in Eukaryota, Viridiplantae, Streptophyta, Klebsormidiophyceae, Klebsormidiales, Klebsormidiaceae. The record is from the annotation of a GenBank genome assembly.
AUGGCUUCGGACGUCAACACAGACAGCCCCGUUGCAAAGGAGCUGAAGCCCGAUGCAAGGGGGAAGCCAGCUGGGGGGGGCGAGUUCAUGCAUCCCACAAAGGACUUGAGCUCAGCGACUAAGGUGCUCAGGAGCUCGCAAAAGAAAGUUUCACAUUGCACGACCAGUGAGGAGGAAGAAUGGAGCAAGACUUACGCCAAAGCGGCAUCGGUGCACUGA